AUGAAUGAACGUGUGAGCAACUUACCAGAUCCGUCAUCUCACCACGAGGAAGAAAAUUCUUUGGAUAUUAGGACGGCUCAUGACGAAUCAAUUGCCGUACAUUCAGAGUCUGCUGGUGUAGAGACGGAAGACGAAAAAGCGAGCGAAUCAUCGGACCGCGAAGAAAAUGAUGGAAACCCACUAACACCCGCGGGUACUACCCAGGACGAUGACAGCGACAGUAUGCUAGUGGAUGCUAUUCCUAGUUUGGCUGAGCAAAGAGAUCUCAUUUCCAAAAUUUAUGCAGAACAUCAGAAGGAAGCGAAAGAAGGAGACAAAGUCUAUAUUAUCCCCUCUAUGUGGUUUGACACUUUCUGGAACACCGAAAUUACAAAUUACACAGAUAUAGAGCCAAUAGACACUGUUUCAAUCUGUAAAGAUUUUGAGAACUUUGUCUUAGCUGAUUAUAAUGUGUCACCUUAUUUAUCUGUUCCGGAAGAAGCGUACGAGAAAUUCGUCGAGUGGUAUGGUUUAACACCAAAUUCAAAACCAGUAUGCACUUUUCUGAUAAAAGAUACGAAUGACCAGCUGGUUACCGAGUAUAAUAGAUGCUUUUUCAGGGUCCACCUUUUGAGAAAUGCCUCAGAAGAAACAAGGUCAUAUAAUGCCAACGCUUCUCCCUUAUUUUUCACAUUGUCGAAGCUCAGCUCUAUCAGAGACGUGGCUCAACGAUGCUUGGAAGUUUUUGAUGCACACGAGGAAAGUUUUGAUUUACAGAGACAUAAGUUCAGAAUAUGGUAUUUCAAAGAUCCAGGGAAUUCUGAAGAAAGUACUUCUUUCACGUCCCGAUACAGAAUCAGCCCUUUGGUAUUUACUGAUAUAUCAAUCAAGCACAGAAUUGUACCCAAAAUCUUUGGAUGCUUAAUUAAAGAUCUCAGAUAUUCCGUAAUAGACUUGGCGGUUGAGUACAAAGAACCCAAUAUGGGACAACACUGGGCUUCAAACUAUUUCUCUUAUCACAAAUUAUGCCCCUCGAAGGGUAUAGUGGGCUUGUCUAAUCUUGGCAAUACUUGCUACAUGAACUCUGCUUUACAAUGCCUUGUGCAUAUCCCAGAACUCAGAGACUACUUCCUUUACAAUGGAUAUGGGGCGGAGAUAAACACCAACAAUCCUCUAGGAUAUGGUGGACGCGUUGCACAAGCAUUUGCCGGUCUUAUUCAAACCCUCUUUGGUGAAAGUAUCUCUGAAAUAACUGCCUAUUCACCAAGAAACUUCAAAUCGGUCAUUGGACAUUAUAACUCUAUGUUUGCUGGAUUUUUGCAGCAGGAUUCACAGGAAUUCAUGGCCUUUCUUUUAGAUGGUUUACAUGAAGAUUUGAACAGAAUUCUAGAAAAGCCAUAUGUUGAAAAACCAGAGCUAUCUCCCGGUGACGAUGUGAAUAACUUUAAUGUUAUCAAGGAACUCGCUGAAAAUACUUGGGAUAAACAUAAAAUGAGGAAUGACUCGAUGAUAAUCGACUUGUUUGUGGGUAUGUAUAAAUCAACAUUGGUUUGUCCCCAGUGUAGCAAUAUCUCAAUUACGUUCGACCCCUACAAUGAUCUCACUUUGCCUCUCCCUGUUGAUAAUUACUGGUCUUCUAAAAUUAUUCUAUUUCCAUCUCAGUCUCCGCCAUGUCUUUUAGAGAUCGAGUUACCGAAAACAGCGUCCUAUAAAGAAUUAAAAGAAUAUGUCGCAAGCUGUGCAAAUAUGAAGGCAGAUGAUCUUUUAGGAGCAGAAAUUUUUAACCAUCAAUUUUACAACAACUAUGAGGCACGAAACUCAGACUCUCAAUAUCUUCCAGUGCAGGACUUGAUCUCAAAAGAUGAUUUCGUGGCAUUCUACGAGGUCCCUAGGGGAGAAAAUGACCUCGUUGUACCUGUACUAAACACAAGGUUUGAGGAAGGCUUCAAAAAUUCAAGACUCUUUGGAUAUCCAUUUUUUAUAACACUUUCUAAUGAGGAACAGCACUCUUACGGUACCAUUCGACAAAAAUUGGAGAAAUGCUUCGUAAAUUUGAGCGGUGGCUUCAUUGACUUCCCCUUUUUGAAAAGUGAUGACAACGUGUCAAUAGAUUCGCUACCCUUAUUAAGUCAAAAAUAUCCUGGCGUUGACUUUACGCAGUUCGAGAAUGACAUUAGACAAUGCACUCCCGACAAACAGCCGAAUAGAUUUUUCGAUAUCAAAGUGCUGACUUGUAAACAACCAGCUAGCAGUGAUUCUAAUUUGCAUACCUCUCCAGAGUCGAGUUUUCUCAGGACUGAAAUAUGGACACCAGAUAGUCGCGCGGCAUUGAAUAUGGCAGCUGAUAUCACCCUAUCGAUGAAUAACGUUGCUAAGGAUAUUUAUAACUACUACGACUUGGUGAAAGACCAAAGGGAGGAAAUUGAAGAACUGGGGCGUCUCACUGACGAGAAGAAACGUAUUGCCUCAGAGGUGGAGGAAUCCGAGGAAGGAGAGGAAAUAAUCUCAGAUAUGGAUGUUGAUGUUGAAGAGAACACCGAUGAUACGAAGAGCGUGAAAUCGUUGUCAAAUGAAGAAAAAUUGAGCGAAUCGUAUCCUUUCCAAAAGUUGAUAUGUGCUGGCUCUGCGUUAAUUUGUGAAUGGAGUAGUGAGGGUGCUUCUCAGGUGUUCUCAGAAGAUCGAGUGAUUUCAUGGGAAAAUCCCGGUAUUAUAACUAAUACUGUUUUAGAGAGUAGCAGAGAGGAAAAGAAUAAAAUGCGAGAGUCAAAAAUUCUUCUCGAAGAUUGCUUGAAUCUUUUUUCUAAACCAGAAGUUCUAGGAGCAGCAGACUCGUGGUACUGUCCUGUGUGUAAAGAACACCGCCAAGCAACCAAACAAAUUGAACUUUGGAAUACCCCGGACAUAUUACUGAUACAUUUAAAGAGAUUCGAAAAUAUGCGGUCAUUCAGUGACAAAAUUAAUGAAACUGUUCAUUUUCCGAUUACAGGCUUAGAUAUGUCUCCUUUCUUGGUUUACAACGAUGAGAGAAGUAAUAAUAUCUACGAUUUGAUUGCUGUAGACAACCAUUAUGGUGGGCUUGGAGGUGGCCACUACACAGCAUAUGUUAAAAAUCCCGCAGAUGAUGGGUGGUACUAUUUCGAUGACUCAAGAGUAAGCAAGACAGAUCCCGAAAAAUCUAUUUCUGGUGCUGCUUAUUUAUUGUUUUAUAGGCGGCGUACCGAGAAAGGUGAUUUAGGUGGUGAAAACUUGACUCAAAUUAUAAGAUCUUCUAGAGAACAACAUGACCUGAAAAUCAAAGAAUUAAAUGAGAGACAAGCGCAGUUCUACGAGGAUAACAAGUCCGAAAGUGAGGACGAAGCAAUUAAGGAAGAUCACAAAAAUUCACAAUGCGAAAAGGAUUUAGAUGAAAAAGAAAUAAGUUCAGCUCCCAACGAUGAUAAAAUGCACAUCACACGUCCAAGUAAGGAUUUGGAUUAUAGCAUCAAUAGUUUGGAGGUUGGCGAUCACAUCAAGGACUCGAAUACUGAAGAAAACGCUGCCAGGCGCAAGCUCCGCUUACUAAAUAAGACUUAUCUUAAUACUCCUACUAAUUCCUCUGAUGUUGCGUCGACUGGGGGAAGCUCAGAAUCAUCUGACGAAAGUGAAAGUAUAUCCCACAAUCUCAAUACGUCAAAUGUUAAUCCAGCACCCCAGUCACCAUAA
Messenger RNA from Lachancea fermentati, 3681 nucleotides. The record is from the annotation of a GenBank genome assembly. Lineage: Eukaryota; Fungi; Ascomycota; Saccharomycetes; Saccharomycetales; Saccharomycetaceae.